AUGGGGAUUAUUACCGGAAUACUUGUUUCUGUUGGUGGUGCCUCUGGUGCUUCUGGAGGUGUCUCUGGUGUUUCUGGAGGUGCCUCUGGUGUUUCUGGAGGUCCCUCUGGUGCUUCUGGAGGUGUCUCUGGUGCUUCUGGAGGUACCUCUGGUGCUUCUGGAGGUGCCUCUGGUGCUUCUGGAGGUGCUUCCGGUGGUCCCUCUGGUGCUUCCGGUGGUGCCUCUGGUGCUUCUGGAGGUGCUUCCGGUGGUUCCUCUGGUGCUUCCGGUGGUGCUUCUAGAGGUGCUUCCGGUGGUCCCGUUGGUGCUUCCGGUGGUGCUUCUGGAGGUGCCUCUGGAGCUUCCGGUGGUGCUUCUAGGUCUGGUAGAUGUAAUAAAAGAAGAGGUGUAAUUGAUAAGAGGCUUGGCAAGGCAGAAGUUUGUUGCCGAGGUGCGUUUACCCUGUUCUGUGAGCAGGACCGCCAAUUUAUAGAUGCCAUUACAACAAACUUGUGCGUGGCACUGCCGUGGCGUGGUGCUGCUGGCACUGCUGCUGGCGCGCCUGGUGCUGCUGGCACUGCUGCUGGCGCCUGGUGCUGCUGCUGCAACUGCUGCAGGAUCUUGUCCUGA
This is a messenger RNA of Mangifera indica (mango), 609 nucleotides long. Its product is annotated as glycine-rich cell wall structural protein 1.0-like. NCBI's taxonomy places the organism in Eukaryota, Viridiplantae, Streptophyta, Magnoliopsida, Sapindales, Anacardiaceae. The record is from RefSeq and is a predicted model, not a curated record. The transcript has 3 exons. The coding region runs from base 1 to 609 and encodes 202 amino acids.